AGUUGGCAGUUUGCACUUGGUCUCAGUCAGUCGUCUUUGUGUCUGCAUAGUCUGAGCUCCCGGAGACCGAGAAACGCACGAUCUGCAGCCGGAUAGCUGGAUCUUCGUCGUCGGCAAUGGAGUUUUGCCCUUCUGUAAAGAACAUACUUCUUCUUGAUUCAGAAGGGAAGAGAAUUGCUGCCAACUACUUUUCAGAUGACUGGCCUACUAUUGGUGCCAAGGAAGCUUUUGAGAAAUCAGUUUUUACCAAGACACAAAAAACAAAUGCCAGAACGGAGGCCGAGAUAACUAUUUUUGAGAACUACAUUGUCGUCUACAAGUUUGUUCAAGACUUGCACUUCUAUGUUACUGGCGGUGAAGAUGAAAAUGAACUCAUUCUGGCUACUGUUCUUCAAGGGUUCUUUGAUGCUGUUGCUAUCCUACUCAGGGACAACGUUGACAAAAGAGGGGCCCUUGAAAAUCUCGACCUAAUUCUCUUAUGCAUAGAUGAAAUUGUUGACGGAGGGAUUGUUCUGGAAACCGAUGCAAAUAGCAUUGCAAGUAAAGUAGCGGGACAUAGUAUGGAUUCGGGAGCAUCAUUGUCCGAACAGACAAUUAGUCAGGCACUUGCCACUGCCCGAGAACAUCUGGCUAGAUCUCUUCUCAAGUAAUGAUAUUUACCCUUUCAAAAAAAAAAGUAUACACAAAUACAUAGGGACGGAUUCAGCUGUGU
This is a messenger RNA of Andrographis paniculata, 712 nucleotides long. RefSeq names its product coatomer subunit zeta-2-like. The coding region runs from base 117 to 650 and encodes 177 amino acids. The record is from RefSeq and is a predicted model, not a curated record. The transcript has 6 exons. NCBI's taxonomy places the organism in Eukaryota, Viridiplantae, Streptophyta, Magnoliopsida, Lamiales, Acanthaceae. Gene Ontology annotation, biological process: intracellular protein transport; intra-Golgi vesicle-mediated transport; retrograde vesicle-mediated transport, Golgi to endoplasmic reticulum. Gene Ontology annotation, cellular component: COPI vesicle coat.